GGUCGCGUUCUCGUCGCAGUUGUGUAAAACGGUUAAAAAGUGCAAUGGGUUUCGAUCAAAGAUUCUUAAACAGUGGUCAAGACAACGUUAGAGCAAAAUAUAUAACAUAAGCACUUGAAAUAUACACAAAAAGUACAAAAUACCUACAUUGCAAGCGAAAAGUGUUUUUUUUUUUUUUUGUCCAGCAGCAAAGAAAAAAGAACGAUGCUUAUACACACACAAACCAAAGUAUUGCUUGCUGGUUUGUUUGCUCUCCCUCUCACUUACAACUUAAUAAUUUGCAUUGUCAUUAUAUGAAAUUGUUCUUGUUUUUAUUGUUGCCUGAAUAGUGCCCGUGCUACGGUUGUGUAAAAUCAAUUUCAUAAGAUAACCAACCAUGUGUGUUUGAUUAUUGGCUCAAAGUGAAUGAAUGUAUCAAUCAAUGGAUAAAAGUUGUAUUUUUGUGCUAGUGAAAUUUUGCGCCCCUUGUUAAGAAGGUUUAUUGACUCUUCUGUAGUUGGAUGGUGGGGAUGUUGAAAUUAAACAAGAAGACACACACACAGGUGUAGCUUGCAAAUUCUAACAAUGAAUGAAAUCAUUUGCACUUCGGUCGUUUCGCAUAUCAAGUCGUCGUCGUGUGUUUAGGUAAUCACGUGAUCGGUGUAUAAAACAUUGAAAGAACUUUUGAAGGAAAGUGACAAUCGUAAGUGGACCUCUUAUUGCUGCCUUUUGACUUAUAUUGCUAGAGGCAAUGAAGGUUCGUCUUUCUAAGUCGGUAUCUCUUCAAAGCUAUGCUAAGGUUUAUGCUAAUUUGGACAUUGCUACGGCCAAGGCAACCAGAGAAGAGCAAUCUCGAGUCAGACAUCAUUUGUUGGAUGUGGCAACACCAUCUGAACCAUUUACAGUGAUGCAUUUUCGCAACAAAGCAUUGCCAAUUAUUGAAAACCUUUUGUCACAGUCCAAAUGCCCAAUUGUGGUUGGUGGCACCAAUUACUAUAUCGAGUCUCUAUUGUGGGACAUUUUGGUGAGUUCCACAAGCACGGAGGAUAUCUCAUUGUCACCUUCAGCUACAGCUAGCAGUGCUGGCAAUGCCGCAAAACCAAUCGCCGCUGCUGCCACCACCACAAAUGAAGCCUCAAAUGAAGUUCAGGAUGUUGCCCCAGUGUCUGAGAAUUCCAAAAAUCCUUCAUUCAUUGACCCAUCGGAGAUGCUGACAAUGCAAUCGGAAUUUCUGCAUAACCAUUUAAGGACAUUUGAUCCCGAAACUGCCAAUCGUAUACAUCCCAACAAUAAACGCAAAAUUAUCAGGGCAAUUGAAUUCUAUCAAGAAAGUGGUCAGACAUUAAGCUCUAAACUAAAAGAGCAACGACAACAGCCAGGAGGCAAUCGUUUGGGUGGCCCACUCAGAUAUCCGCACACCAUUUUAUUCUGGCUAAGAUGUAAUCAGGAAGUACUGAAUGCGCGUUUAGAUAAUCGCGUCGAUGGUAUGCUCGAACAAGGUUUGCUGCGUGAAAUACGAGCCUUUCACAAUGAGCAUAAUGUGGACAAAAGUAACCCAUCAUCAUCAUCAUCAGCAACAUCACCAUCUGUGCUAUCAUCAUCUUCUGGUCGGGACUACACCAAAGGCGUUUUACAAACUAUUGGCUUCAAAGAAUUUAUUCCCUAUUUAGAGCGGUUUAGUGCGGCAAAUGAUGAAAAGAUUGACGAAUACUUGAGGGCAAAUGCGUAUAAAAUGCCAACCGAAGAGCACUUCAAACAACGGGCAGGUUCAAUAAACGAACCCUCAGAUUCGGAUACAGAGGCGGUGGCGGCAAACGACACGAUCGACCCUAAAGAUCAAUUACCCCCAGGGUUGGAUGUGUUGAAUUCAUGUCUGAAUGAAUUGAAAUUAGUUACGCGUCGCUACUCGAAAAAACAACAAAAAUGGAUUAACAACCGCUUUUUGGCCAGUAACGAUCGUAAAGUGCCCGAUUUGUAUGAAUUGGAUACGAGUGAUGUUGGACGCUGGCAUGAGUGCGUCUAUUCGCCGGCUGUCACUAUAAUUGAUUGCUAUCGUUCGUCUCAAGUAUGCGAAAUACAGCCAAUGACGAAGAGAAUACAUCCGGGAGCGGGCUUGAAUGAAGAGAUCACAAAUUUUUGCGCCAUCUGUCAACGGCACUUCAUAGGUGAAUAUCAAUGGAAUUUGCAUCUAAAAUCGAAUCGCCAUAAGAAGCGUAAAGAAUCUGUUCAGAGGAAACAAGCUGAGUGUCCAACCGAAGAAGAGAAAUAAAAGUCACAAAGCGUUUAAUUCCAUUUGAUAAUAUUUUCAAAUGUUGAAUAAAUAAAAUGUUUUAUUGUCAAUUUUA
Stomoxys calcitrans (stable fly) is the source of this 2324-nucleotide messenger RNA. Its product is annotated as tRNA dimethylallyltransferase. Gene Ontology annotation, molecular function: tRNA dimethylallyltransferase activity. Bases 731 to 2248 code for a protein of 505 amino acids. Gene Ontology annotation, cellular component: mitochondrion. Lineage: Eukaryota; Metazoa; Arthropoda; Insecta; Diptera; Muscidae. The record is from RefSeq and is a predicted model, not a curated record. Gene Ontology annotation, biological process: tRNA modification. The transcript has 10 exons.